ACAAAAUCUCUGCUCAUGACUCGUUGACUCCCCCGUUUCUCUCUUCCUUUUCAAAAAUCAUUCCGCCUGCUCACUUCAGAGAGGCGAAGCCGACUAAAAUCCCCCAAAACGCUGGCAAGCUCUCCAUCAAAACCCUAACUCUCUAACUCCUACUCUCUCAACAAAAAAUAAAAUAAAAAAUAAAAAAAUGCCGCGCGAGAUCAUAACGAUCCAAGUGGGGCAAUGCGGGAAUCAGAUCGGCAUGGAGUUCUGGAAGCAGCUCUGCCUCGAGCACGGCAUCGGCAAAGAUGGACUUCUCGAGGAUUUCGCUACUCAGGGAGGAGAUAGGAAGGAUGUUUUCUUCUAUCAGGCAGAUGAUCAGCACUACAUACCACGAGCUCUCUUGAUGGACCUUGAACCUAGAGUUAUCAACGGAAUUCAAAACAGUGACUACAGGAACCUCUACAACCAUGAGAACAUAUUCGUCUCAGAACAUGGAGGGGGUGCAGGAAAUAAUUGGGCUAGUGGAUAUCACCAGGGAGAGCAAGUCGUGGACGAUAUCAUGGACAUGGUUGAUAGAGAGGCAGAUGGAAGUGAUAGCCUUGAGGGUUUUGUCUUAUGUCAUUCAAUUGCUGGAGGAACAGGAUCAGGAAUGGGAUCUUAUAUACUGGAGACUCUUAAUGACCGUUACAGCAAAAAGCUAGUUCAGACAUAUAGUGUUUUUCCUAAUCAAAUGGAAACUAGUGAUGUGGUUGUCCAGCCUUACAAUUCACUUUUGACUCUAAAGCGCCUGACUCUGAAUGCUGAUUGUGUUGUUGUUCUUGAUAAUACGGCUUUGAAUAGGAUUGCCGUAGAACGUCUCCAUCUUUCAAAUCCUACAUUUGCACAAACAAAUUCAUUGGUCUCCACAGUUAUGUCUGCAAGUACGACCACUCUUCGAUAUCCCGGUUAUAUGAACAAUGAUUUGGUUGGACUUCUUGCUUCGCUAAUUCCUACUCCAAGAUGCCACUUUCUGAUGACGGGAUAUACACCACUAACUGUGGAACGCCAGGCCAAUGUGAUUCGGAAGACUACUGUGUUGGAUGUAAUGAGAAGACUACUGCAGACGAAAAACAUUAUGGUCUCUUCAUAUGCUCGCACAAAAGAAGCUAGUCAAGCAAAAUACAUAUCAAUAUUGAAUAUUAUUCAAGGAGAAGUGGAUCCUACACAGGUACAUGAAAGUCUGCAGAGGAUACGUGAAAGAAAGCUUGUUAAUUUUAUUGAGUGGGGACCUGCAAGCAUUCAGGUUGCAUUGUCUAGAAAAUCUCCAUAUGUUCAAACUACACACAGAGUCAGUGGCUUAAUGCUAGCAAAUCAUACGAGCAUACGCCAUCUCUUCAGCAAGUGCCUGGGCCAGUAUGAGAAGCUAAGGAAAAAACAAGCCUUCCUCGACAAUUAUCGGAAGUUUCCAAUGUUUGCUGACAAUGAUCUUUCUGAAUUUGAUGAGUCUAGAGAAAUAAUAGAAAACUUGGUUGAUGAAUACAAGGCAUGCGAGUCACCAGAUUAUAUCAAGUGGGGAAUGGAGGAUACAGAUGGAUCAUUGACAGAAGCCAGUGUUGCUGGAGCCUUGGAAUCAAAAUUAACAAUGUAGUCUAAAGGAAAAUCGUGGUAGUCUGAUGGUGAUGGGCGUCUUUCUUAACAGGAAGGCUCGGGGAUAACUGGAAGAAAAAAAAAUGGGACUCUCAGGAUUGCACUUAUCAUGUACAGAUAACAAUUACUUUUGUCAUGGCGAUGCGCAUAUGAGACUUAUGAAAGCUUUGUGGUGUUGUACGAGAAAGCUUUGUGCUUGUUCUGAAGCAGGCUUUUUUCUCCAACGUCUUUAUUGUUUGCAACUUUCGCCUUAUCAGCUCAGCAACAUCAACCUGUCAACAACAACACUGCCAUCAUGUUAGAUGGCUUAAAAUCUAAUACAUCUAAAUUCACGUGCGAACGGUUAGUUUAAGCUGUCAGUUUAAGCAUGUGAAAUGUUUUGGAUAAUUUCGGGCCUGUGCACUUAUGUAUGCUAUGUUACCUUGUUUCUCUCUUACUUUGAAGGAUACCUUGUUUCUCUCUUGUA
This is a messenger RNA of Asparagus officinalis (garden asparagus), 2074 nucleotides long. Its product is annotated as tubulin gamma-2 chain-like. The record is from RefSeq and is a predicted model, not a curated record. Lineage: Eukaryota; Viridiplantae; Streptophyta; Magnoliopsida; Asparagales; Asparagaceae. Gene Ontology annotation, molecular function: structural constituent of cytoskeleton; GTP binding. The transcript has 12 exons. Gene Ontology annotation, biological process: mitotic sister chromatid segregation; meiotic spindle organization; microtubule nucleation. Gene Ontology annotation, cellular component: nucleus; spindle; cytoplasm. Bases 188 to 1609 code for a protein of 473 amino acids.